This is a messenger RNA of Pezoporus flaviventris, 4037 nucleotides long. RefSeq names its product claudin 34 (gene CLDN34). Bases 2912 to 3556 code for a protein of 214 amino acids. The transcript is spliced from 3 exons. Gene Ontology annotation, molecular function: structural molecule activity. The record is from RefSeq and is a predicted model, not a curated record. Gene Ontology annotation, biological process: bicellular tight junction assembly; cell adhesion. Gene Ontology annotation, cellular component: plasma membrane; bicellular tight junction. NCBI's taxonomy places the organism in Eukaryota, Metazoa, Chordata, Aves, Psittaciformes, Psittacidae.
AGUGGGGCAACGACUGAGAUGCAGUUAUUGUGCACUCUGAAAACACAUCCUCAUCUUUUAACUGUCUGGCUUUUCAAUGUCAUUUGACGUACUGUUGACAGCGUAUGUGUGAUCCAUGUCUGAAGAGGCAUAGUCAAAAUAAACACAGGCAAAAUGCUGGUCUGUGAAGCACUUUGUGAUGUGAGUUGUGUUGAAUUUGGUCAUUUGUCUGAUUUCUGAAUUUCCCAGGUUUCAAAGGACACCAUAAAUACACACCAUUAGCAAAGGUGUUUAUGUAAUAUUUUCCUCAGACUCAAGAUGUGGUUUUUAGAUGUCCAUACUUUGGUUCAGGGCUGGAUGUGGAAGCUGCUGAUCCUCUGAGGAGAAGUGGUGAUGAAGAGUGAGGACACAACAACUGUCAUCCCCAGUUCACCGACCACAGGCGAGCAAGCUGCAUGCAGGGAAGCUGCUGUGUUUCUGGGGAGAAGUAACCUUUGUCUCACAACAAGAAGUGAGCAAGUACUUGUACCCGAGCCUCCUAGCUGUUUACGGGCUUUGUCUGCUGCCUAUUUGACAGCAUUUGUUGGGCAAUGUAUCUUGCACAGCAUCUUGAUUUCAGGUUGUUUUUUAAUGGGGCAAAUGGAAGGAAAAAUAACUUGAAACAAACAUUUCCUAUUCUGUGGUAUUUAACAGUGAAAUUGUAAACCACAGAAGGGACCAGGCCUGAUUUAAAGGUCUUUGAAGUCAGCAGAACUGUUUCCACUGAUUUCAAUGUGCUUUGGGUCAAGGCCACAGUAGGAAGAAAACGAAUGUUUUCUGCCCCCCCAAAAGUAUUAACCAUUGGCAUUCAAUGAGCAAUAAAGUCUGAUGUGUAAAAUGGGUUCCUUUAAAUAAGGCAGUCAGAAACUUAAUUUCCAUCUGCUUCCUAAUGACUUGUCACUAAUACACCCAAAAGGAACACAUUUAUAGAAGUCAUAAUCAUAUACUGAGAAGAAAAACACUACCUUAGUUUGCUUCUUAUCUUGCUUUCAUUCCAUUUUCUGUGCAUUGUAUUUCUCACUAACAUAAUGGUGCUUAUGCUGCUGGUUAUGCUAUCACAGCCUAGGCACUGUAGAUUUGCAGUUGAAUUGAACUUCACUGCACUGAUGGUGGUUGACAAAUACAACAAAAUCAUUCUUUUUUCUAUACAAUUUAAUCUUUAAAACAUCAUAAUGGUGUCUGGUUUUUUUUUGUGACUGAGAAGAAAUAUGUCAAAGAUACAGAAUUUGGGGGGCAAAGAAGUGUUGCUCUAGGAGUAGUGAAGGGGGUGCCACUCCUAUCUCACAGUUGGCCAGAUAGGCUGCACGCAGCAGCUUCACGUGUAAAAUCAGCAAUAGGUUUGCCUGCAAAUUUUGUCUCACCCAGUUAUUAAAUCCAAGGAAAGGAACCUAUCUGCCAGAUGCUUACUGCCCAAGUAGACCCAUCACCAUGUCAACAGGCUAUGCUCAAGUCUAACACAUGACAGCAAGCCCAUCGGGAUCUAUACAUGUCAGGGCUUUUGGCACACAACAGCAAAGCCUGAGUAGCUGAGUUUGGCUGUGCAACAAACACCAUCUAGCUGUGACCAGUCAGAGAGGAGAUCCCAGCCUGGUGGUGAGCUGCAGAAGAAGGUAAGACUGCGUGGCCACAGGUGGGCUGUGUUGUCUGCACAUGAAAGCAGUGAAUCGGUGUCAGCUGGAAGAUGCAGCAAGAGAGGCAGGGAGCUUGGCUUAAAGGUGAGGCAGAAAACAGAAGGAUAUGGACUAAUGCCAUUUUAAAGCCCUCUUUGGUGGUGGCAAUGACCGGCCAUGGUGUGUGUGAGAGGUAUGAAGAAUUUUUUCGAUGAGGGCAUCCCAUUUCAGGGUACUUCCAUUAAAUCAACUUCCUCAACUUUCAACAUCAACUCUGGGUAUCUUCUCACUGCAGAAGCCAGUGCAUCACUGGAGUUUAACAUUAGUAAUCUAGGUUUCGAAGAGGAGAAACCAGAGCAGAGUUAAGAACUCUUAAAGGGUUUGUAAGAAUCAUUGUUUACAUUCACGGGGAAACCACCGAGCAAGGCAAACAUAACAUAAUCUAAAAAAAUGUGUUGUUUUUGUUCUUUUUAAAAAGUAUCUGAGGUAGAAAGCAUGGUACUGUUUGUACUCAUGCGCGGGUACUGCCAGCCACAGUCCAAGAAGACACCAGUUCAACUUGUGCUCGCUCCCCAGAAAACCUCCUCCUUCUCCCCUAUAUUUCUUCCCACCGCAGAGCUGCACUAAUCUGCGUUGCAUAAAUACAGGAGGAAAAGUCUCAACAAAGAGGAACGGGUUAUGAAAUGAUUUUAUUUUCUUUCAGAUGAGAAAUCUGUGUCCUUCAGGACACUGCGGGGGUCUCAGGCUGGAAAAUCUUGUCAUCACAAAGGCUGAUUUCCUGAACGGGUGUCUUACAGGAAACUGGAUUUUCCAUGGGAGUUAUCCCUGUACUUUGGUGAGUGUUUUAGAGCAAUUAGAAAAAAUGGCAUAUGGGAAAGCUUUCAUAUUUUUAUAAUACGUUAAUGAUUAACUGACUUCCUACUUCUUUGUUGACUUAGUGGGAGAGUGACAAGGAACUGUGAGGUACCUAUUUGGUAGCGUAACAAGACAGACAAUUUGCAGGCGCGUUUCUUUCCACCUCCCUUCUGGAACUCGCUUCAUGCAGCUGACACUGCUUCAAAGCCUCAGGCAACUCGCAGACCCACAGAAGAAAUCAGUCCUAUCGGAGAUACAUAGAUGAAGUGGGAGGCCAAAAUGAUAAAAUUGCAGAUGUUGCCCUGCUUGGCUGGCAUUAAAAAACACACCAUCCUAUCUUCUUAUCAUUGGCAUCAGCUCCAGGACUGAAUGCCUCUCUCACUUCACAUGGCAAUUGUGCCUGCAACAGAGCAGAAGACCUCCAAAAGAUGAACUCCCUGGUCAGCAGCUCACACCUCCAGCUGGCUGCCUUUGCUCUUGGUACUGUAGGCUGGAUCCUGUGCACAGUUUCAAUGGGAACUGUGGAAUGGAGAGUGUGGCAUGUGGACAACACCACCAUCAUCUCCUCUGGUGUUGCAUGGGUGGGGAUUUGGAAAGUCUGCUUCAUCAGUUACCUUCAGGUCUCACCUGGCUAUAAAGAACAGUUCUGCCAUAAAUUCAGUGGUUAUGAAUCCUCCAUCCCAGCUGAAAUCUAUACUGCUCAGGGUCUCCUGUUGAUCGCCAUGUUCACAGGCUUGCUGGGACUGACUGCCACAGUCUUUGCUCUGAGGAAUGUUUAUAUGGGAAUCACUCACAAAAUUCUCAUUACCCGUUUCUUCCUGGUGGGUGGCUGCUUCUACAUAUUUUCUGGUCUGUGUGUCCUGAUUCCUGUGAGCUGGAAUUUCUACUCUGUAGCACAUAACCAGAGCAUUGCUUUUCCUCCAUCUUACUACAUGCCCUCAAGCCCAGCAGCACAGGAAGUCGGUGCUGCCAUUCCGGUUGGGAUUGUAGCUGUCGUCCUCCUGCUGCUAAGUGGGAUUUUUUCUCUCUUGUACAGAUUUCCGGUGACCACAAACGCUAUCACAAAAUGCUGACAGGAUAAAUCCCCCCAAGCUGUUUCAGAACAAGAGCAUAGUCAAGAGAUAAGGACAGCAGCACAAGCAGCUUUAUAAUCAAGGCACUGCAGAACUUUACUUUAGUCUAUAGGAGCCACACUAUUUUGUAUAUGAACCAGCUGAACUACUAUCUUAGUUGUCACAUAUGACCGGAGGCUCAUCUUUGAGAUGAGUGCUGAUGAACAACACCUGCAGUUAAGUUUUACCAGUUGUCCUCUUUUGUAUAUACAAACGUCACUGAUUAAUUUGUAUUUUGUGUAAGGUAUUUACCGUGCUCAAAGAGCUGACUCUGAACUAACUGUCCUGUUGGAAAGAUGUGAAAUAAGACGUUAAAUGUGAACUUGUUUCCUUGUUGGUACUAGGCUAUUUUGUCCAUUAUUUAAUUACCUUUGUAGCUAAGCAUCUUUUGUGACACAUCAAGACUUUUAACACCAAUAAUAUGAGUGUCAUCAUGGUUGUG